UUAUAAUUUAAAAAUUAUAGUUGCCGGUAAUGCAACAUUACUGCAUAUAUAUAGUUUUGUGAAAAUUUAUACUACUAUUUGUUAUUUAUUUAUCCUUAUUUUUCAAUUAAAAAAUAUACUUUUAACUUUUCUUUUCUCAAAGUAUGGAAUAAUGAUGUUUAGAAGAAUUUUAACAUUACGCACAUCAAAUGGUUUACCUUUUUUAACACCAGGUAUUUCAUCAAUAACUAAGGUUAUAUCUCGAACAUUAUCAGAGCAAGAGGACAUAGACGUUGUAGGAAAAUGGGAUUUAUUAAGCGCUGUUUGCUUAGAACGUCAUCCAGUAAUUACAAAACCCAUGUUAGAUAUAGAAGUAAGAUACCAAAACAUGCUACAACAGAUAGAAUAUGAAAACAGUAUGAUAUCAGACUUUGAAAUGCGAAAACAAAAGAUCAGAAGUCAGAAAACACAGACAUCUGCUAAAAAAACAGAUAAUAUUAUUUCUAAGGAUACAAUACAAGACAUUGAAGAUUCUUGGGAAGAAGAAUUAAAAAACUUUAAAUUUGCUUCAAAAAUAAGUGAAGUUGAAGAAGAUAAUGCAGUUGUAUCACUGAAACGCAAGCUAGAUAAAAAUUUAGUGUUAUUAGUAGAACAAAAUGUUGGCGAUUCUAAUUUCUGGAUUCCCCCACAAAGUAUAAGAAGACAUGGAGAAACUAUGAUACAAACUGCACAUAGAAGUGUUCAAGAAUUGUGCGGAAAUGACAUCAAAGUACAAUUUUAUGGCAAUGCGCCAAUUGGAUUUUAUCAAUAUAUGUAUCCUAGAAAUAUACAAGAGAAAGGCCAAAAUGGAGCAAAAAUUUUCUACUUUUUAGCAAAAUAUAUAAGUGGAGAUAUUUCUUCCAAUGUAAAGCACUGUUGGUUAGAUAGAGAAGAACUUAAAAAAACUUUACACCCUGAUGUUCACAAAAGUAUAGCUAAAUUCUUAUUACCUGAUUAAAUUACUGUACAAUAUAAGGUAGACAAUUUUUAAAUACAUAUGUAGAACAAGGAUUGUUAACUACAUAUUUGUUUGUCUUUAUGCAAUAAAUAUUCAAAUGGUAAAUUUUAA
Messenger RNA from Bombus pascuorum, 1087 nucleotides. It is a transcript of the gene mRpL46, whose product is annotated as large ribosomal subunit protein mL46. Bases 152 to 976 code for a protein of 274 amino acids. The record is from RefSeq and is a predicted model, not a curated record. The transcript has 4 exons. Gene Ontology annotation, cellular component: mitochondrial large ribosomal subunit. Lineage: Eukaryota; Metazoa; Arthropoda; Insecta; Hymenoptera; Apidae. Gene Ontology annotation, molecular function: structural constituent of ribosome.